Messenger RNA from Amaranthus tricolor (Joseph's coat), 3645 nucleotides. Its product is annotated as autophagy-related protein 18h-like. Gene Ontology annotation, biological process: autophagy; response to starvation. The coding region runs from base 368 to 3274 and encodes 968 amino acids. Gene Ontology annotation, cellular component: cytoplasm. Gene Ontology annotation, molecular function: protein binding. The transcript has 9 exons. The record is from RefSeq and is a predicted model, not a curated record. NCBI's taxonomy places the organism in Eukaryota, Viridiplantae, Streptophyta, Magnoliopsida, Caryophyllales, Amaranthaceae.
ACAAGUACAACCUAAGCGAAAGAAGUGAAAGAAACAAAGAAUGAGUCCUCCAAGUUUUAAAAAUUAAACUAAUUUUUUUUUAUUCUUUAUAAAAAAACUCUGCAGUUUCCAUCCAUUAAAACAAAAGAGGUCAAAUCCAACAAAACAAACUCAAAAACACUCAAACCCAUCAUUUUCUCUCUCCUAACAAUUUCACCCAACCUCUAAUCAUCCAUAACCGCCGGUGAUUUUUCCGGAAACCUACCAUAUGUUACUUUUUUCCGGGUGACAGCAACCGGUAAUCGAUGAAAAGGGUUUCCUUUUCUAAUUAGAGUAGUUCUAAAUUUAGUUACUUUUUAAGGAAAUUAUAAUUAAUAGUAUUAAAUAAAUGAAAAAUCCGCAAACAAAGGGUAUUAAUAAAACGAAUGGAUUUACCCGUAAUUCUUUCAAGUUUAUCUCUUCAUGUAUCAAAACUGUCUCUUCCGGUGUCCGGUCAGCCAGUGCCUCUGUUGCCGCUUCUAUUUCUACUGAUUCCCAUGAUAUUAAAGACCAGGUUCUAUGGGCUUGCUUUGACAAGAUAGAACUCAGUUCAUCUGACUUCAAACGUGUCUUGUUGAUUGGUUACACCAAUGGUUUUCAAGUACUUGAUGUGGAUAAUGCCUAUAUUGUCACUGAGUUGGUUUCAAAGCGUGAUGGCCCUUGUACAUUUUUGCAAAUUCAACCGUUUCCUGCAAAGUCUGAAGGUUGUGAAGGAUUUAGGGCAUCCCACCCUUUACUUCUGGUUGCUGCAGGAGAUGAAACUAUGGGUCCAGAUCCCACUCAGAGGAGAGAUGGGCUAGUUAGAGAUGGCUAUGUUGAAUCACAAACAGGGAAUUUGGUCUAUUCUCCGACCGCUGUUCGUUUUUAUUCGAUUAGAUCUCACAACUAUGUUCAUGUUCUCAGGUUCCGUUCUGCUGUCUAUACAAUUAGAUGCAGUCCUCGCAUUGUCGCUGUUGGACUUGCUUCACAGAUAUAUUGCUUUGAUGCGCUCACGCUUGAGAAUAAAUUCAGUGUCUUAACCUACCCAGUCCCUCAAUUGGCUAUCCCGGGAACGGUCGGUAUCAAUGUUGGUUAUGGUCCCAUGGCUGUUGGUCCUAGGUGGUUAGCGUAUCCGUCUAAUAACCCCUUAUUGACUAACACAGGGCGCUUAAGUCCUCAAAAUCUUACUCCUUCUCCUGGUGUAAGCCCUUCUACUUCUCCUAGCAAUGGGACUUUGGUGGCUAGGUACGCUAUGGAAUCAAGCAAGCAGUUGGCUGCAGGGCUGAUUAAUAUCGGUGACAAGGGAUACAAAACAUUCUCCAAGUACUGUCAUGAACUUCUUCCUGAUGGUUCCAGUUCUCCUGUAACUAAUUCUGGCUGGAGAGUCAACAAGGCUUCAUCUUAUUCACCUGAGGCAGAUACUGCUGGGAUGGUGAUUGUUGAAGAUUUUGUUUCUAGAGCUGUUAUAGCACAGUUUCGGGCUCAUACAAGUCCAGUUUCUGCUCUUUGUUUUGACCCAAGUGGUACUCUUCUGGUGACUGCAUCAAUACAUGGUAAUAACAUUAACAUCUUCCGAAUUAUGCCGUCCCACUCAAAGAAUGGAGCAGGUUGUCAGAGCUACAACUGGACUUCAUCUCAUGUGCAUCUAUACAAGCUUCAUCGUGGAUUUACUUCGGCAGUUAUUCAAGAUAUUUGUAUCAGUCAAUAUAGCCAAUGGGUAGCUAUAGUUUCUUCUAAAGGAACGUGCCACAUAUAUGUUCUCUCUCCUUUUGGUGGGGAGUGUGGACUUCAAAUUCAAAAUUCUCACAUUGAUGGGCCAACGCUUGUGCCUGGAUUAUCUUUACCAUGGUGGUCUAAUUCGUCUCAUACUACUUAUCAGCAGUCUCUUUCAGCACUUCCUCCUCCUACGGUUACUCUCUCUGUGGUUAGUAGAAUAAGAACAGGCAACUCUGGGUGGCUGAACACUGUCAGCAGUGCUGCAUCUUCCGCAGCCGGAAUGGGGUCUGUGCAAACUUCUGCGGUCUCAGCUGUUUUCCACUACUCAAUGCCUAAUGGCUCAGCGCCUGCACGCUCAAACUUCUUGGAGCACCUUUUGGUUUACUCUCCUUGCGGCCGUCUUAUCCAAUAUGGACUUGUCCCGUGUAUGGUUGAGGUAACAGGUGAUACUGCUUCAAGAACCGGAACAGGCUCGCUGGUACAGUUACAAGAUGAGGAUUUAAAGGUGAAAUCUGAAAUUAUACAUUGGUGGGAUGCUUGCCGAAGAGCAGAUUGGCCAGAAAGAGAGGAAUGCAUCAAGGGGAUAGUUUUUGGCGGAAAGGAUAUGUCUCCAAUGGUCUUGGAAGCUUCUGAAACUGAAGAUAAUGAUAAUGUUGCAAAGGAAGAGAAGCUGCAUGAACAAUCCACCUUGUAUCUAUCAAAUGCGGAAGUGCAGAUGAAUUGCGGAAGAAUUCCGACAUGGCAAAAUUCCAAGAUACAUUUUUUUGCUAUGAAUUCUGUGGUGCGGGAUAGUCAGAAUGGUUUUGUUGAUGUUCUUGGUGGAGAAGUUGAAAUUGAGAGGAUCUCGCAUCUCGAGAUUGAAAUGAACAGGAAGGAUUUGUUACCUGUAUUUGAGUACUUUCACCAAGUGAAGCCUGAUUGGAACAACAGGGAAACAUAUCCAAUUUCCGGGUCUGAAGCACGUUUGGCUGAAGACAUGUACCUAUCUCAACCCGUGGUCCAUCCUCAACCUGUACGGAACACACAUACUGGAUCCUUUGCACCAGCUUCAGAAAUGGAUUCGGCCAAGUCUUAUCUGGAACUUACCCAAGAUCAGAUGGCUAAAAACAGGAUAAAAGUUCCUUCUACUUUUUCUCCGUCUUUACUGACCCAAAACUCAAUAAGAACCGACACUUCCUCCAUGGAAAUUUCUCCACCAGAAAACAGUUGCCUUGUAAAUAGUCCUUCCCCUGUACAAAAUGGAUUAAUUUCAGCUAAAACAGCUAAUUUAACGGAGGUCCAAUCGUCCAGCAGUGUUGGAGGCAGUGAAGCUUCAAAUAUUAGCUCUAACCGUUCUGAUUUUAGUAUGAACGUGGCCGAUGAGAGCUCUGUCCAAGAUUCGCUAGAUUUUGGGGGUUACUACCAAGAGGAAUAUUGUAAAGCUGCAACCCUUGAUGAAGGUCAUGAAGUUAUAACUGACGUAGAUAGCAGCAGCAGCCCCCGCGAGAAAGCAAAGUCCGAAGAGGAUGGCGAGAAUGAUGAAUUGCUUGGAGGUAUUUUUGCUUUUUCUGAAGAAGGAUGAAAAGCAAUCAACGGUCGAUUUUCCUAAUUGAUGAUCAGACGGGUACGCAAUUGGAGGUUGUUGAUUCGAGUAAAAUUUGAAGAUUUUCUGUCGAUUUUAGUCAUUGAACAUUGCUUUUGUUGAACGAGUUGUUCACUCUUGGGGCUGAUGUAUAUUGAUUUCUUCUUUCAUUUUUCCUAUUUUAUGCCAUUACUGCCAAAGCAAAUGCUUCAUAUUUAUCUAGUUUACUUGUACAUAAUGUAGGCUCAAUAGUUCCAGUGAUUCCUGUGUUCAUUUCUUCUUUUAAUGCUUUGUAACCCUAAAUUCUUCUACAAUUUAGAUAUUUAGAAAUACGAAUAAAUAAAGCAAAGAAAAAAAAUUGAUUUAUUUCA